This is a messenger RNA of Gadus chalcogrammus (walleye pollock), 4654 nucleotides long. Its product is annotated as SWI/SNF-related matrix-associated actin-dependent regulator of chromatin subfamily D member 3. The coding region runs from base 220 to 1734 and encodes 504 amino acids. The transcript is spliced from 14 exons. Gene Ontology annotation, biological process: regulation of transcription by RNA polymerase II. Lineage: Eukaryota; Metazoa; Chordata; Actinopteri; Gadiformes; Gadidae. Gene Ontology annotation, cellular component: nucleus; SWI/SNF complex. The record is from RefSeq and is a predicted model, not a curated record.
GUAGAGCUGCUCCACGCUGGAGUGAGAGGGAGAGAGAGAGAGAGAGAGAGAGCUAGAGCGAGAGACACAGGGAGAGAGGGCGGGUGAGAGAGGGACGAGCAGCGAGCGGAGUGGAGCUACACACACAAAGAGAGGAGAAAGUGGAGCAGGGGAGCGUGCGGCGCGCAGGAGAGAGACACAAAAGAACGAGGGGGAAGGAGGCGCGGGGGAGACGGAGGCAUGGAGGAGACGGCCGGGGGGGCCAGGAAGGCCACCAAGAGCAAACUGUUUGAGUUCCUCGUCCACGGAGUGCGUCCCGGCAUGCCGUCAGGUGCCAGGAUGCCCCACCAGGGGGCGCCCAUGGGCCCGCCCGGGCCCCCGUACGGAGCCAGCCCUGCGGUGCGGCCGGGCCUGCCCACCCCCGUCAUCGAGGCCAGCCGCAAGAGACCCGCCCCCUCCCAGCAGGUCCAGCAGCAGGCCGUCCAGAACCGCACCCGGAAGAAGCCCGUCGGAUUCCCGGGAGCCAAUGAGAUGCCGGCAAGACAGAUGGACAUGAGAGAGCCCCAAUCAGAUCCCACGCUCGGAUCAAAUGCCAAGAGAAGGAAAAUGGCGGACAAGAUUCUUCCACAGAGGAUCCGUGAGCUGGUCCCGGAGUCGCAGGCCUACAUGGACCUGCUGGCCUUCGAGAGGAAGCUGGACCAGACCAUCAUGAGGAAGAGGGUGGACAUCCAGGAGGCGCUGAAGAGACCCAUGAAGCAGCAGAAGCGGAAAUUGCGUCUAUACAUCUCCAACACCUUCAACCCAGCUAAACCCGACGCCGACGACUCCGACGGCAGCAUUGCAUCAUGGGAGCUGCGGGUGGAGGGAAAGCUACUGGACGACCCAGGGAAGUUGAAGAGGAAGUUCUCGUCGUUCUUCAAGAGUCUGGUCAUCGAGCUGGACAAGGACCUAUACGGACCUGACAACCACCUGGUCGAGUGGCACCGCACCGCCACCACCCAGGAGACGGACGGCUUCCAGGUGAAGCGGCCGGGGGACGUGAGCGUCCGCUGCACCCUGCUGCUCAUGCUGGACUACCAGCCCCCCCAGUUCAAACUGGACCCCCGGCUGGCCCGGCUGCUGGGCAUCCACACCCAGACGCGCUCCUGCAUCAUCCAGGCACUGUGGCAGUACGUCAAGACCAACAAGCUGCAGGACUCCCACGACAAGGAGUACAUCAACUGUGACAAGUACUUCCAGCAGAUCUUCGACUGUCCGCGUCUCAAGUUCUCAGAGAUCCCCCAGCGGCUCACCAACCUGCUGCUGCCCCCGGACCCCAUCGUCAUCAACCACGUCAUCAGCGUGGAUCCCAACGACCAGAAGAAGACGGCGUGCUACGACAUCGACGUGGAGGUGGAGGAUCCCCUGAAGAGCCAGAUGAGCAGCUUCCUGCUCUCCACGGCCAAUCAGCAGGAGAUCGCCUCCCUGGACAACAAGAUCCAUGAGACCAUCGAGUCCAUCAACCAGCUGAAGAUCCAGAGAGACUUCAUGCUGAGCUUCUCCAGAGACCCCAAGGGGUACAUCCAGGACUGGCUGCAGUCCCAGAGCAGAGACCUAAAGCUGAUGACUGACGUGGUGGGCAACCCCGAGGAAGAGAGGAGGGCCGAGUUCUACCACGAGCCCUGGUCCCAAGAGGCCGUCAGCCGCUACUUCUACUGCAAGAUCCAGCAGAGGAGGCAGGAGCUGGAGCAGGCCCUGGCAGUACGCAACACCUAACCGCCCUCACUACCGGGGCCGUGUGUGUGUGUGUGUGUGUGUGUGUGUGUGUGUGUGUGUGUGUGUGUGUGUGUGUGUGUGUGUGUGUGUGUGUGCGUGUGUGUGUGUGUGUGUUUGCGUGUGUGUGCGGAAGGUGGUUCUCCAUAUUGUGAUGUCAUCAUCGCGUGACGAUCCUGCUCCACUUUACAUCAUCGGACAUCAACUUCUGAUUCGGAUCCCGGGAGCACGUUCCACAGAGGCGAUAGAUGGGAUGUGUCUACGGAAAAGCGUACAUGAGUUUUUAAACAUAUUGAAUGAUAAGGGGAUGGGGUGUGUGCGUGUGUGUGAGUGUUUGUUCUAGUUAGAGGUGAGCUUUUUGGAGUGUGAACUACAUGAAUUACACCAGCAGAAUGAGAAGAAGUUGGGAGAUGGAGAAAUCCUUUUUUUUUUGUGGUAAUCUAAAUGAUUUUAAAAAGCAGUUAGGGGAUGUUCAGUAUCUAGACUGAUGUGCUUAUUGGCUAAUUCAAUUGUCAACUCCAAACAGUAUUUUCACUAUCCAGACCUUUCGACAGCAGCACUGCUGAUACACGUCACAAUUGCACCCACCGUGCUGUGAUAUUCAAAUUAUAUGAAUUAUUGGAAAAUUUGGAUCAUAAAUGUUUCUGUAAAACAAAAUGGAUAGCUGUCGGAAAGUUGAACGAAGCUUGUAAAAACAAAAAAAAACAGUUUGGCAUUAUGAUAGCAGGACAUUUAAGAGUGAUAAUUAGGUUUUUAUGAAGUUACUGACUGCCUAUUUAUGAUGUUAUACUUAAAGAAUUAAAGAUGUCUCAAAUGUUUCACCAAAGGUUCAAAAUAUAAGCAGUAUUCGCUGUCUUACACGGAAGAUGAAGGAGCUAAAGACCAGAACCGCUAGUACAUGCAGUAUUUUACAGUACUACUUGGAGUACCGAGUGUUUGUGUGUGUGUGUGACUUUUACUGCAUGCGGAAAUAAUAUCGUGUUUUUCUAAACACCUGAGUAGUAGCAGGCACACUUUCUGAAAAAUACUGCAGGCGCUGAGUUCUGCUGCUUUGGGACGCAGUUUAUAGUUUGUAAUACAAAGUCUCACGGACUGUUUAAAAAAAACGGAAGGGAAAGAUGAAGACUUUUUUAAUAAGAGAUGUGAAUGUAAAUAUUUUUUUUUUCUUAAGACAGCUAACUGUACAGUAUAUGCCUGUUUGUUUGUGUCAUUGUUUGGAGGUCUUGGCCUCGUAUUGCAGUACGGCGGCUCUAAAUACGUAGAAAAGGAACUUUAGCGUUCCACUGUGUGCUGUGGAGCCUAGUCUAACAUGAGAAAAGACUGAAUACUUUUCAAAUGUAACGGGGAAGAACAAGUAACCAAAACACUUUAAAUCAAACGCAAGAAACAGCAGCCUCUCUGGUGAAACACGGAUUAUUACAAGCUGUUUUGAAUUGGCUCAAAUCAAUAAUUGUGACUGAUGCAAUAGCAGAGUUUCACCAGAGGGGCUUCUGUUGAGGAGGUUCGAUUUACCUGUUGGGUUGCUCAUUAACUUUAUUUUGGACUCCAUGGAAACUCACUAGUUUAGCAGUUAAUCUGCACCUUUCUCCAUUUAUUUUAUUCAUGUUUCACUGUCACCGUUUCUCAGCCAACAGACUCUCUUUGCACUGUGCUGUAGAUUUCCGUCGUGGGGGGGAACUUUCCACCCGGCAUAAACAAGAGUGAUGGGAUAACUCACGAUGACCUAUGCAUGCUUUGUGUAUAUUAAUGAAUACAUUUGAAGCAGUACGUGUACAUAUGUUACGCUGGUUUAGCCGUUUACGUGAUGAGAAGUCAAUUCAUAGCACACUCAUGUAAAAAAAAAAAUGCCUUCUGGAAAGUUUGCCAAAAAUGAUAAUGCUCUACCAGCAAUUUACUGUAGGUGUGAUUUUCAGAAGUGUUUUCGUUAAUAGAACAGUACUCUAAUUAUGUUAACUGCACUCACUAGAGAAGCAGAAAGUCGUUUAAAGCAUCUUAUGUACCUCAGUACUUAGUGUCUGGUAAAAAAAACAAAACAUAUUUUUUGUAAGGCCGUUUAUCAUCACUGUCGUCACAACGGCGUCACUGGUCCGCUGGCUCCCUCUUGUGCAGGAAUUUGGAAACUGCAACUUGCUUCUCAUUCAGAAAUAAUGUGGGGUGGCUGACAGCAUCCUACCACCCGUGUGAGAGUUUCCUCUAAUAAAGCGUUGAUUCACGUUCAAAGGUCUGUUGCGUUUAGCAAACGUCUGUCGACUGCAUGUGUUUUCUAGGUCUCUAUCCCUGUUUACACUGUCACACCCGUGGUACACCAACACAAAUAAUUACUGUGUCGAGAUUUUAAAUAAACGAAAACGGUUUGCAGAUGAUGUUACAACAAAAAAAGGGAAAUUUUGACUGUGACCGCCUGGAUGUAAAUAAAGAAGUGAUGCCAAAGUUUGUAAAUGCCAUACAUUCUGAAACGUCUUUUUUUUUUUGAAUAAGCUAAAAUGUCUUGUCCACAACUGGGCUUUGCUCGGAACGCUAAUGAAAGCAUGAGGAUCUCGUAGACCAACCUCUGCCCCCUAUGUACGAGUGAGGUUUUACGUAGGGCGGAAAGUGUGUAGAGUCAGGUCCAGGUCACUAUGGAAACCAUGCCGUAAACGCUGACACCAGACCGGACCAGACCCCCACAUAUUGCGAUGCAACAUUUGGAGGAUGUAGACAUGUUGAACAUCCCAAGGUCACGCUUAACAUGCUAAAACGAAUCAGUUUUCUUCUUUCAACAUGAUUUUUCACACACUCAUGCUAUGCUACCUUAGCGCUCCCAUGUUAAUGGUGAGAGUACACCCCUUAUAAAUACACCCUGUGUAUAGUAGCUCCUAGCCCCUCUGCCUCUCUCCGGGGGGAGAGGGCUCGUGAAAGGGUCUCAUUCAGCUCUGAGCUCCAC